Messenger RNA from Exaiptasia diaphana, 1137 nucleotides. RefSeq lists its product as uncharacterized. The record is from RefSeq and is a predicted model, not a curated record. Lineage: Eukaryota; Metazoa; Cnidaria; Anthozoa; Actiniaria; Aiptasiidae.
AGACCAUGAAGCGAACCUGUCCUAUUUGUAAGGUUUCUAGAAGCAAUCUGUGGAGUCAUUUAACACUUACCCAUCACAUGGAGGGUGAUAUUCGAARGAAAUGGCUUGAYUAUGAAAAGAAGCAUCCUAACAUCAUGUCAAGRGAAAUUUCUAUGAAUAUAAACAAGGACAAGUGUGAAACAUUUCGUCUGAAACACCCUUUUACYUGUAUGGUCUCUGGAAUGACUGGAUGUGGAAAAACAACCUGGGUCCAACGUCUUGUGCACAACAAAGCUGACACUAUCAAACCAACACCACASAGAAUCUUAUGGUGUUACUCAAGAUGGCAGCCCGCCUAUGAAGAAAUGAUGCAGACCAUUCUCGAGAUUGAAUUUGUGCGGGGAAUCCCCACCAAUAUUGAGCAUGACGAUUAUUUUGACGUCAACGUGCGCAAUCUUAUCGUCAUUGAUGACCAAAUGAGCUCCGCCAGUAAUGACAAGCAGGUGAUCAACCUAUUUACACAGGGAUCCCAUCAUCGCAACUUGAGUGUAAUCUACUUGGUCCAAAAUCUUUUUCAUCAAGGCAAAGGAAACAGGGACAUCAGCUUAAAUUGUCAUUAUUUGGUAAUAUUCAAGAACCCAAGAGAUAAACUUCAGAUUCUUACACUGGCAAAGCAAAUGUAUCCAAGAAAAACUGGAUAUUUUCUUCAGAAAUAUGAAGAGGCAGUAAGUCGACCGUUUGGAUACCUUUUCAUUGAUUUGAAAACCACUACUCCAGACCACUGUAGGCUUCGAACCAAUGUUUUGCCUGGAGAAGGGAAACAAGAGGUUUCCUACGCGAAUAAUGAAGUAUCAAGAGAGUUGGUGAAAUAUCUCAAGCAGCAAAAUGUUGAGCUCCCUCCCAUCGCCUCCAAGCUGCAAAGCCUACAGAAGCAAAUGGGUGAUUUGCUACAGAAUUCCAACAUAAAUACUGACCAGAAAGCACGCCAAUAUGUACAACUUCAAAAUAACUUUUUACAAUACAAGAAGAAAUUGCAACCAAGCUCUCCUUUCCCGCAAGCUACUUUGGCAACUGUCGAGCCACCAACUCACUUUAUACCCCCUGAACCUGAACCUGACAAUGAAGAUUCUUUUGUGGAGCCCCCGGCACGUGAUUCAG